Messenger RNA from Ilex paraguariensis (yerba mate), 234 nucleotides. Lineage: Eukaryota; Viridiplantae; Streptophyta; Magnoliopsida; Aquifoliales; Aquifoliaceae. The record is from the annotation of a GenBank genome assembly.
AUGGGAUCGAAAGAAUCGGAUGAGACUUUGGAUGAAAUCAUCGAAUCUUUGACACCUAACGAAUGUUCAUCUGUGCUAUUCACAUCAGGUACUACUGGUCCACCAAAAGCUGUGAUGCUGAGUCAUGAUAAUUUGAUAUUCAAAGUCGAAGCUACAGACAUUCAUUUACAAAUGAAGAAUGUGAAUGAUCGCAGAGUGUUAUUGUAUUUACCACUCAGUCACAUUGCUGCUCAG